CAAAUGAUUUUUUUUUUUUUUAACGUUUUUCUUGUGUACUUCAGUAUAUUUAUUUAUUUUUGUUUGCGUGAGUACUUGAGUGAAUUGUUUCGUGGAUACACGAGCGCACGGGCGCGCCCCUGUCAGGCCGCGGCGGCGCGCUUUCUUAUGCAAAUGCAGGUGUGACAUCAGCAGCCACAUGAAAAGUGGGCCGGGGGUACUUGAGCGCCCACUCUGCCUUCUCUGACUCUCUCGUGCACACACGCGCUCAGCGCUCUGCAAAACACACCAUGCGUACCUGUCCGGAGUUAUUCUUACUUCCCAUCUUGGAUUUUUCGGACGCAUCUGGCUGAAAAAAAAAGAAUAAAAAAAAAAAAAAAGAGACACCGACGCUCCCGAGGAUACUCAAACCUGCUGGCUUUGAAUUUCUUUAUUGUUUGAUUGAACGUGGAAAGCUGAUCGCAAAAAGGGGUUUACUACAACAAAGCCUUUGCCAUGACGGUGGACCUGUGAGGUCAAGAAGCUCCCAAGCAAACCUUUGAACUUUUGUGCUCGGUGAACCGCAAUCAUUGUCCAACCAUGAGGAGGUGCUCUCACGUUCUGCCUCUCGCUGUGCUCGCUGCUCUGCUGCUGUCUCAGGUCUGCUCUGGCAUCAAAUGGCUAGCAAUAUCACAUACACCCAAGACCUUACACAUCAACCAGACCCAACACUGUAAGCUGUUGCCCGGCCUGGUGUCCUCCCAAGCGCAGCUGUGCCGCAGCAACAUGGAACUCAUGCAAACCAUCAUCCAAGCAGCCCGCGAAGUCAAGAAAACUUGUCAAAAGACCUUUGCUGACAUGCGCUGGAACUGCUCCUCCAUAGAGCGUCCCAGCGAUUCCUCCAAGUAUCGUCCAGACCUUGACCGAGGAACAAGGGAGUCUGCAUUUGUCUAUGCCCUUUCCGCUGCCACCAUUAGCCACACCAUCGCAAGGGCGUGCACCUCUGGAGAUCUGCGCCUGUGCUCAUGCGGUCCGAUUCCAGCUGAGAUCCCAGAGCCCGGCUAUCGCUGGGGGGGCUGCGCUGACAACCUCCAUUACGGGUUGGUUAUGGGUUCCAAAUUUGCCGAUGCUCCCAUGAAGAUGAAACGUGCAGGGUCCCAUGCCAACAAACUAAUGCACCUACACAACAGUGAAGUUGGCAGACAGGCAUUGAGGGAGGCGGUGGUAAUGAAGUGUAAGUGUCAUGGCGUAUCCGGCUCGUGCUCCAUAAGGACUUGCUGGAGAGGCCUUCAGGACCUGAGAGAGAUCGCCAUGGACCUGAAGACGAAGUACUUGUCGGCUACCAAGGUGGUUCACAGACCCAUGGGGACACGCAAGCAACUGGUGCCCAAAGACAUUGACAUCCGGCCUGUGAGGGAGAAUGAGCUGGUCUACCUGCAGAGUUCCCCAGACUUCUGCACCAAGAAUGACAAACUGGGUUCAGUCGGCACACAGGACAGGCAGUGUAACAAAACUUCAGCUGGCAGUGACAGCUGUGACUUGAUGUGCUGCGGCCGUGGCUACAACCCGUACACGGAGAAGCUCGCGGAACGCUGCCAUUGCAAGUACCACUGGUGCUGCUACGUAACCUGCAAGAAGUGCGAGCGGAUUGUGGAGCGAUACGUCUGCAAAUGAGUCCGUCGCCUGUACCGAGCCGCAGAUGAACCGAAGCGCUACAAUACCCAGAAGGCAAACCUUUGUCUUCAACUUUAGCAUGUGUAUUUCACCAUGACGUGGUCUAUUCUUGUGUCAUUAUUACUUUAGUAAAGAUUUUCCAAACUGCCAGUUGGGUUUCUACUGGACAUGGAAAGUGACGACAGCCGUCCUCCUGGGUAGUUUCCUUUUCCUGUUAAUGACCAUGAAUUCUCCCAGCAUGGAUAAGGAAGGUCUAUUUUAUUAUUGCGCUAAUAAAAAGUAAUAACAUUGGAUCUUAAAGCUGGAGGAGAAGGGUGAUGUCGUAUCUCCCCCUAGACAGAAAUCUGUGGACUUGUGGGACUUUUUUUUUUUUUUUUUUUUUUUUUUUUUUUUUUUAGGUACAGUUGAUACUUUUUUCCUUCUGCAUCAAUGGACACGAGAGGAAAAGCAAAUAAAGGGAACGUAGAGUACUUUUUCAAACACAAGACUAUUUUGGACUUUGGACCCGCACAUUUGUCAUGUGUGUAUCUUCAACAUGACCUUUUUCAUUGUGGACUGAAAGAAAGGGAAAAAGUACUUGCAGAUUAAUCAUCCUUUACAUCUUGACAUGCAGUGACUUCAAAAUAUAUUCUAUUAUCAAGAGCAUUAUGAACUCAUGGAUUUUCUAAACCACUUAUGUGUGGAUGUACAUACUCUUAUUUUGUAUACUGAAAUAAAGAUAAAUAUUUAUAAAAUUAUGAAAUGAUUUUCAUCAUGAUCUUUAUAUUGAUAUUUUAUGAUUUUGUCCUUCUUAAGAGCAGUUUGCACUUAGUGGCAUAUACAUUGAACAUUUCAGGGUAAGCAGGAGGACAAAUUGACCAAAGUCGGAUUUUCAACAGAGAUUCACUAAAAGGUGUGUUGUGAUCCUGUUGGUUUAUAUUAUUUUAUAGUCCUGUGUAACCCUUCAUAUUUGAAUCAUGGAUAAUUAUCGUAGUAGUUACGGCAAUUGAAUAUGUUGAAUAUCUGGUGUUGAAGCUAACAAAACUGUGGACCGGCAAACAUGGGAAGAAUAAAAUGCAGCUUCCGGUCUCGCUUGAGAGAAAUG
Molecule: messenger RNA, 2716 nt
Organism: Phyllopteryx taeniolatus (common seadragon)
Lineage: Eukaryota; Metazoa; Chordata; Actinopteri; Syngnathiformes; Syngnathidae
Gene: wnt11
Product: wingless-type MMTV integration site family, member 11
Exons: 6
Coding region: 559-1632 (357 amino acids)
Biological process (GO): multicellular organism development; cell fate commitment; canonical Wnt signaling pathway
Cellular component (GO): extracellular region
Molecular function (GO): frizzled binding; cytokine activity
Source: RefSeq, a predicted model, not a curated record